Alternaria ethzedia is the source of this 2016-nucleotide messenger RNA. RefSeq lists its product as uncharacterized. The record is from RefSeq and is a predicted model, not a curated record. Bases 1 to 2016 code for a protein of 671 amino acids. NCBI's taxonomy places the organism in Eukaryota, Fungi, Ascomycota, Dothideomycetes, Pleosporales, Pleosporaceae. The transcript is spliced from 6 exons.
AUGCAACGAGUCCCGCUCGGGCAGUCCAGUGAUGGACAGGGUAGGAAGAUCGCGAUCCAAAAGGCGCCAGCGCCGCCGCAGCAGGGCAACGAGAAUGCAGAAAGAUACGAGAAAGAGCAAAGAGUGGCCAUGAGGUUGAACAAGAACCUCGUUAAUCUCCUAAAAGAACUAGAAGACCGGGUCGAUGAAGCAGACAAAAAGGCCAUCAAGCAGACAUUACAUGAUGUUGAGGAUGAUCUUGUUUCCCUGGAUUCCUUACAAUCCGUCAGGACUCUGGGAAAAAGGCCACGCGAGCAAUCGGCGCAGAGAAAAGAGCCAGGGGAUGGCCAUCACGGAGAGGCCCUCGUGACUGCAUCCGUCGGCUCCAACGAAGAUCUCGACUUCCUUGAUGAGGAUUUGAUGCGCAGCCACGAGUCGAGAGAGACCGGCUACAUGGGCCAAAACUCGGAGGUGCAAUGGCUACGAAGUGUUCAGCGUCAAGCAGAACGUGGCAACUCAGACCCUCAAGGGCAGCGAUACGGCCCUCCAGGCGCAAGUUCGGCAGCUAUUGACGAACGAUCCGAAGCUUUGCAUGAACGAAGACAGAAUGCUAGACCGGGCUCGAUGCAACACAUAACGGACGCGACUUUCUACCUGGACGGCGAUGAUAUUGAGGUCGAUAUCGCUGUAGAUCCAAACGAGAUGCCUGGCCCAGACAUCGCUGAAAGGCUCUUUGAUUGCUAUCUGGAAACUGUACACGGCACAUUUCCUCUCAUGCCCGCUAACUUCGAAGACCAAUUUCGACGCUACAUUCAAUCUCUCAGGUACAGAAAUCCGUAUCAAAUCCCGCCACAAUGGCGUGCGACCAUGAACCUACUUUUCGCUAUUGGCGCCAAAUACUCUCAUCUCAUUGGUGCCGAAUGGCGAGGCGAUGAGAGAGACCAUCUCGUAUACAUGACACGAGCUGUUCAACUCUUGGGACUGAAGGAUACUAUAUCGUUCCUGGCAGCCCCCAGUCUGGGCAGGGUUCAAGCAACAGGAACAUUGGCGUUCUACUUCCUUGUGAUCGGACACUACGUACAGACGAAAAUUACGGAGCUGCUCAAGGAACUAGAGGACUGGGUCAAGACAGCGUUACCAUCUGAUGACAUCCGUCCGAGUAACUCCACCCAACGACCCGAGCUCAACCGCGAACGUUUUCUACUCAGAAUCUACUACUGGAGUACGAAAGUGCUCAUCACGCGGCCCUGCCUCUGUCGAAUAGAGCGAAGAAUAGCAACAGAGAGUUCCAAAUCCAUGAACUUCAACGCCGAGUCAGCAGAGACAUGCGUCGAGUCAGCUCGAAACAUGACGAUGCUGUUCCCUGAACAGCCAGAUACACAGUUCAUUUACUCGCAAGGACCGUGGUGGGAUGUGGUUCAUCUCAUCAUGCAAUCAGUAGCCGUGCUGCUGUUGGAGAUGGCCUAUGAGGGCAAACAUCUAAAGGAUGAGAGAGACGACAUCCUGACGUGCAUCAAGAAGAUGAUACGCUGGCUUCGUGCUAUGAAAGUAAGUGACCCAGUCGCUGCUCGGGCUCAUGAUGUCGUCUACAAGAUUUUGAACACUUGUGCGCCUGCUCUUCGGGAGCAAGUCAAGGAGUUGAUUGCCGACGAUACUGGAUGGACUUCUCGGCCCGCAAAGCCUACACGCUCUGCACCGCAGUCAACCUCCUGGGAGGAAAUGCCGCCAAAUUUCCCACCCCCGCUUUCCCAGGAUCACUUCAUGGACCCGCUACUUCCGUACCCUCUGCCAGAACAACAACCAACGUCUUUCGCUUUCGGAAACCCCUUCAUGACGAACUUUGAUCAAGGCGUACCUCUUGUCGAUAUGCAACAGCUAUGGUGGCAGUCAGCGCCCUUGAGUCACCUGGACUUCAAUCCUUCCACGAUGAACAUGUCACAGCAGCAACUCAUGCAACAGCAAAUGCAGCAACAAAUGCAUCAACAGAUGCAGCAGAGCGGUCUCGCCGAGCAGGAAGAUAUACAGGGCUCUUCUUGA